CACUUCCUCAGAAGAAGGCAACUGGGUGCUCUGAAGAUCAUUUUGAAGAUUAUAUAAGAAACAUUGUAUAUCAAGCACAUAUUUAUUGAGUUCAUCUUGAGCAAAAGCCAGGAGAUCCCUAAUGUAACCACAUUAGUGUUUGUUUUGAGACAGAAAUAUAUAGACUCUUUUUAACAACUAUAAAGAAGAUAGCUUAAUCCAAAAAAAUCCAUUUUGGAAGAUGUCACUGAACACCUCUUCCAGCGUAUUUCUGGAUUCAGUGCCUAGUAAUACCAAUCGCUUUCAAGUGAAUAUCAUAAAUGAGAGUCAUGACAACAGUGCGGCUGUGAGUGACAAUACUGACCCUCCACAUUAUGAAGAGACCUCUUUUGGGGAUGAAGUCCAGAACAGAUUGAGAAUCAGCUUUAGGCCUGGGAAUCAGGAGUGCUAUGACAAUUUCCUCCAAAAUGGAGAAACUACAAGAACAGAUACCAGUUUUCAUGCCUAUGAUUCUCACACAAACACAUACUACCUACAAACCUUUGGCCACAACACCAUGGAUGCGGUUCCCAAAAUUGAGUACUAUCGAAAUACUGGCAGUGUCAGUGGGCCCAAGGUCAACCGACCCAGCUUGCUGGAGAUCCAUGAGCAACUUGCAAAGAAUGUGACAGUGGCUCCUGGUUCAGCUGACAGGGUUGCUAAUGGUGAUGGGAUGUCCAGUGAUGAACAAGCUGAAAACAAGGAAGAAGAAGACACAUCUGGUGUUGUGAAGUUUGGAUGGGUGAAAGGUGUGCUGGUUAGAUGCAUGCUGAACAUCUGGGGAGUCAUGCUGUUUAUUCGCCUCUCCUGGAUUGUUGGAGAAGCUGGGAUUGGUCUUGGAGUUCUCAUAAUUCUUCUUUCCACCAUGGUAACCUCUAUCACUGGGCUGUCAACUUCCGCAAUAGCAACUAACGGGUUUGUUCGUGGAGGUGGAGCCUACUAUCUUAUUUCCAGGAGUUUAGGGCCUGAGUUUGGUGGGUCAAUAGGCUUGAUCUUUGCUUUUGCCAACGCAGUAGCUGUUGCGAUGUACGUGGUGGGAUUUGCUGAGACUGUGGUAGAUCUUCUUAAGGAGAGUGACUCAAUGAUGGUGGAUCCAACCAAUGACAUCCGGAUAAUAGGCUCCAUCACGGUGGUGAUUCUUCUAGGAAUUUCAGUAGCUGGAAUGGAAUGGGAAGCAAAGGCUCAAGUGAUUCUCCUGAUAAUUCUCCUAAUUGCUAUUGCAAACUUCUUCAUUGGAACUGUCAUUCCAUCCAACAAUGAGAAGCAGUCCAGAGGCUUCUUUAAUUACCAAGCUUCAAUAUUUGCAGAAAAUUUUGGGCCAAGCUUCACAAAGGGUGAAGGCUUCUUCUCUGUAUUUGCCAUUUUUUUCCCAGCAGCUACUGGGAUUCUCGCUGGUGCCAACAUCUCCGGAGACUUGGAGGAUCCCCAAGAUGCCAUCCCCAGAGGAACCAUGCUGGCCAUUUUCAUCACCACUGUUGCCUAUUUAGGGGUUGCUAUUUGUGUAGCAUCCUGUGUGGUCCGAGAUGCUACCGGAAGCAUGAAUGACACCAUCACUUCUGGGAUAAACUGCAAUGGGUCUGCAGCCUGUGGAUUGGGCUAUGACUUCUCAAGAUGUCAACAUGAACCAUGUCAGUAUGGGCUGAUGAACAAUUUCCAGGUCAUGAGCAUGGUGUCAGGAUUUGGGCCUCUCAUCACUGCUGGGAUCUUUUCAGCGACACUUUCCUCUGCCCUGGCCUCCCUCGUCAGCGCACCCAAAGUGUUCCAGGCUUUGUGCAAGGACAACAUCUUCAAAGGCCUGCAGUUCUUUGCAAAGGGAUAUGGGAGAAACAAUGAGCCCCUGAGAGGAUAUUUUCUCACUUUUGUGAUAGCCAUGGCAUUUAUUCUUAUUGCGGAACUGAAUGUCAUUGCUCCUAUCAUCUCCAACUUUUUCUUGGCCUCGUAUGCACUUAUUAAUUUCUCCUGCUUCCAUGCUUCUUAUGCCAAAUCUCCAGGAUGGAGACCUGCAUAUGGAAUUUACAAUAUGUGGGUCUCUCUUUUUGGAGCUGUUUUGUGCUGUGCAGUCAUGUUUGUUAUCAACUGGUGGGCAGCUGUCAUCACCUACGUCAUUGAGUUAUUCCUUUAUAUCUAUGUGACUUAUAAGAAGCCAGAUGUGAACUGGGGCUCCUCCACACAAGCUCUUUCCUAUGUGAGUGCACUAGACAAUGCUCUGGAAUUAACCACAGUAGAAGACCAUGUGAAAAAUUUCAGGCCCCAGUGCAUUGUCUUAACAGGGGCACCCAUGACAAGACCUGCUCUCUUGGACAUAACUCAUGCUUUUACCAAGAACAGUGGCCUUUGCAUCUGCUGUGAAGUCUUUGUGGGACCACGCAAGCUGUGUGUUAAGGAGAUGAACACUGGCAUGGCUAAAAAACAGGCCUGGCUUAUAAAGAACAAAGUCAAGGCGUUUUAUGCUGCAGUCGCAGCAGACUGUUUCAGAGAUGGUGUCCGAAGUCUCCUUCAGGCCUCAGGCUUAGGAAGAAUGAAGCCAAACACUCUAGUGAUUGGGUAUAAAAAAACCUGGAGGAAAGCUCCCUUGACAGAGAUUGAGAACUACGUGGGAAUCAUACAUGACGCAUUUGACUUCGAGAUUGGUGUGGUCAUAGUCAGAAUCAGCCAAGGGUUUGAUAUCUCUCAGGUUCUUCAGGUACAAGAUGAGUUAGAGAAACUGGAACGGGAGAGACUGGCACUGGAGGCCACGAUCAAAGACAAUGACUGUGAAGGAGCCAGUGGAGGCAUCCGAGGCUUGUUUAAAAAAGCUGGCAAGUUGAACAUUUCUAAGCCAACCCCAAAAAAAGACAGCAGCAUUAACAGCAUCCAGUCGAUGCACGUGGGAGAGUUCAACCAGAAACUGGUGGAAGCCAGCGCUCAAUUUAAAAAGAAACAAGGAAAAGGCACAAUUGAUGUUUGGUGGUUGUUUGAUGAUGGAGGGUUAACCCUCCUUAUCCCCUACAUCUUGACUCUCAGAAAAAAAUGGAAAGACUGCAAAUUAAGAAUCUAUGUUGGAGGAAAGAUUAACCGUAUUGAAGAAGAAAAAAUUGCAAUGGCUUCUCUUCUGAGCAAAUUUAGAAUAAAAUUUGCAGACAUCCAUAUCAUUGGUGACAUCAACAUUAAGCCAAACAAAGAGAGCUGGAAAGUCUUUGAAGAGAUGACUGAACCAUAUCGUCUCCAUGAAAGCUGCAAAGAUUUACCCACUGCUGAGAAAUUAAAAAGAGAAAGUCCAUGGAAAAUUACAGACACAGAACUGGAAGCAGUCAAGGAAAAGAGUUACCGCCAAGUUCGACUGAAUGAACUCUUACAGGAGCAUUCAAGAGCUGCCAACCUCAUCGUCCUGAGCCUUCCAGUAGCAAGAAAAGGAUCUAUAUCAGAUUUGUUGUACAUGACUUGGUUGGAAAUCCUGACAAAGAACCUCCCUCCUGUCUUACUGGUUAGAGGAAAUCACAAAAAUGUUCUGACAUUUUACUCUUAAGACAUGAAAGAUAAGAAUACACUUUAACAUAUGAAUAAUUAAGAAAUAGGUUCCAGUACCUUGUGUUGUAAAAUCUGAUCUUUGGACAUACAAGCCUCUGGAGACUAGCCUACCAGAUUCUACAUAAAUUUUGUCUUUUAAAAAAUUAUUUAGUUAAUGAAGGCAUUUUUUUUUCCUGUCAGCUUAAAGGAGCAUCAAAGCCAAUGCUACUUACUCCUAGAGAAACAUUUUUGUUAUUGCUGUUGAUAAACAAGAAAUUAAUCAAAUUCAGGCUGACUUAUGCUCAUGAAAAACACCAAUUUGCUUCUCAGCAUAUUUUGUUUCUAAUGGUGAUGGCUGUUAGGUCAUGCUGUAGGCCUCAGCCCCACAGCAGGCCCUCAAUGAAUGCUUAUUGACAGUCUGGUGCAGUGACCAUGGGUGGUUAUCAAAGGAAAAGACCAACUGGGUAGGAGGCAUGAUUCCGCUUGGCCUCCCAAGAGGUUUAUGUGUACAAAGAAGAUCUAAAACUCAGUAACUGAAAACUUUAAGAAGGACUUGAGUCUACAGAAUGUUUAAAGCAGUUACCUAAACAAGUUUUAUUUAAUGUAACAGAUAAUGUACUUAGAGUGAUCUCAGUGACUGUUGAUAACAAACAGCUUGAAUUUGCUGCUGACUGAAAGUAUAUUAACUAGGUAAGAAGGCAACAUAUAUUCCAACUAAAUGAAAUAUUGUUCUGUUCUUAGCAUAGAAACAGUAAUUGUCCUCCCUGCUACACAUUUUAAAAUUUCCAUUAUGGUAUUACUUUGUAUGUUUUUUUCCUUCUAAGUACUUAGCAUAGAUGAAAUCAAAAUAGUUGCCUGAUUAAAAAUUAAAUACCAAAGAUUUUCAAACCACUGUUAAAAAUGUAUUCUGAAUCACGUAUUUAGUUACUUUCUAUAGUGAUUAUAGGACUUAAAAGAAUAAUUAAAAUGCAAAGAGGAGAAACUUGCAAAAUUUGGAGUCUUUCAUUUUUGUAAGUAUAUCUACAAUACAUAAUCAUAUUGGCAAACCAACAAAAAAUCAUUUUUCUGAUGAACAGCUUGUUUUUCCUGACAUAUUUUGACUGUUCUGAGAAAACAUGGGAAAAAUCAACCUGAAAUAAAAGCACUAAAAUUCA
Castor canadensis (American beaver) is the source of this 4658-nucleotide messenger RNA. RefSeq names its product solute carrier family 12 member 1 (gene Slc12a1). Gene Ontology annotation, molecular function: sodium:potassium:chloride symporter activity. Gene Ontology annotation, cellular component: apical plasma membrane. The record is from RefSeq and is a predicted model, not a curated record. NCBI's taxonomy places the organism in Eukaryota, Metazoa, Chordata, Mammalia, Rodentia, Castoridae. Gene Ontology annotation, biological process: potassium ion import across plasma membrane; sodium ion transmembrane transport; potassium ion homeostasis.